Molecule: messenger RNA, 916 nt
Organism: Dendroctonus ponderosae (mountain pine beetle)
Lineage: Eukaryota; Metazoa; Arthropoda; Insecta; Coleoptera; Curculionidae
Product: transmembrane protein 50B
Exons: 4
Coding region: 109-576 (155 amino acids)
Biological process (GO): protein targeting to vacuole; late endosome to vacuole transport via multivesicular body sorting pathway
Source: RefSeq, a predicted model, not a curated record
AUGUUCUGUGACAGUUGACAUCCAAGGUUGACAUUUGCCAUAAAAUUAUAAUUAUUAUUAUUUGUGUUUUGGAAGUAGGUUUUUAUUCGGAGAAUAAUUUCCGUGAAAAUGGGUAUUAUGGACUGCUUCAGCAAUGUUAACAUGCCAGGUUGUCUGUGGUUUGAAGGGAACAGAAAGAAUGCCUAUGCUUCAAUGGUGGCUGGACUGUUGUUCUUUACUGGUUGGUGGAUCAUCAUAGAUUCAGAAACGGUUCAUCCUGGCCAGAUUCCAGCUGGAUACUGGAUGUGUGGGGUGGCUGGAACAGUGUCACUUAUUAUGGUCAAUUCUGUAUCUAAUGCAUUGAUGAGAGGCGACUCGUAUGACGGAGGCUGUAUGGGCACGCGUGGAGCAAGAGUUUGGAUAUUUUUAGGAUUUGUCAUGGGUUUUGCAGCGGUAAUUGCUUCUUGCAGUAUUAUGUUGACAGUUUACACUAACAGAGACUUGAAAUCACCAGGCGUUGCUCUGUUUCUUCAAAACACACUGAUCUGCAUCGCAUCGAUUUUAUUCAAAUUCGGACGUUCUGAAGAUGUAUACUAAAGAGCGUUAUAAACUGAUGAAUUAAAUAAGAUCAAAGUGUUUUGUGAGAAUCAUCUAUUUAACUAAAGUUUUUUUAAUUUAUGAUAGUUGUAAAUAUAUUUUUGCUGAUUAGCGCUAUGAUUUUUGGGCAAUGUAUGUUUGUAUAACGGCAAUUGCUGAAAGUAUGCUUAUACUUUGAACUACUUACUUCAACGAAUUACCUUUUUAAAUUCGAAAUUAAAGAAAACUUUUCAUUUAAACAAAAUUUAAUCAACAAAUUUUGGGGUUGCUUAACAAUUAAAACAAAUAUUAACAAUGUAUAGACAUAGAUUAGUUUAUAAAUAAAUAUAUACAAAAACAA